AUGGCCAGAGGAGGGAAGGACAAAGGGGAAGAAGAGGAGAGGAGAAAGAAGGGAAGUGCUCGGUGGUGGUCUGCCCUCCGCCAGCGCCGCCGCCGUUAUUGCUGCACAGGAAGGGGAAGAACGAUGCGUGUCAGAGGAGAGCGCGAGGAGAAGGGCGAGACAUGUGAGAGAUUGAUGCACAGAGGAGGGACCUUUCCUCUGCCGCCGCCGGAAUCUUUGGUCGCCGCCAUCAUUAGUGCUUGUCUCAAUGGAGCCACUGGCGGGGUGUUGUUGCUGCCGGAACCACCGCAGGGUGUUGCUAGGAAUCGCUGCUGCCCUACUUCCGUUAUAAUUAGGUUCAACAUCCAUUGGCCUGGAGACGCUUCUGCUUUCGAUUCUAUUGAAUUUGAAAUCUUCGUUUCGUUGCAACCAUGAUCACUGUUGUGGGAGCUAACGCCGCUGCUAUCUUGAUUGAAACUGUUGCAUAGCUAGUAUUGGUCCAGCCAGCUGCCUCGUUAUAUUCCCGCCUCCUGGUUCCUUAAUCGCGA
This is a messenger RNA of Arachis ipaensis, 527 nucleotides long. NCBI's taxonomy places the organism in Eukaryota, Viridiplantae, Streptophyta, Magnoliopsida, Fabales, Fabaceae. The record is from RefSeq and is a predicted model, not a curated record.